AUGGAAAGAGAGUUUUAUAAAUGUGGAAGAAUUUCUGGGUGUGUUGGUGCAGUCGAUGGGACUUAUAUUGCCAUUAAAGCACCAUCUGAAAAUGCAGAGGUUUACAUAAAUAGAAAAUGUUUUUAUGGAAUUACUCUUCAAGCUGUUUGCGCCUAUAAUAGAGAGUUUUUAGACACCUUUGUAGGUUAUCCAAGCAGUGUAAGUGACACUCGGAUAUUUAAACAUUCUGAUUUAUAUAAAGACAUUACAGCGAACGCUGCAAAUUUUUUGGAUGAAAAUCAAUUCAUUAUUGGAGAUAAAGCAUAUCCUUUUUGUAAUUGGUGCAUACCUUCAUAUAUCGACAGAGGAAAUUUAAACAGGUAUCAAAAAAAUUUUAACAAAAGUCAUGCUGAAACUAGGCAAGUAAUAGAAAGAGUUUUUGCUUUAUUGUUUGGGCGGUUUAGAAGGCUAAAAUAUUUAGAUAUGAACAGGAUAGAUUUAAUACCUAAAACAGUUCAAGCUGCCUGUGUGCUGCAUAAUAUAUGCUUGAAGUACAACGAUGCACUUUUGGACGAUUAUGAUCAAGAAGGGAGAUCAGCCAUGUGUAAUCAAGAACAUACUGAAGAUGAAUUUGAUCAUAAUGCAAAUCAAAUUGCAGCAGAAGGUAGUUUGUUGCGAGACCAAAUUGCCAGAAAUUUAGAAAUUAUUGAUGACUGA
This is a messenger RNA of Anoplophora glabripennis (Asian longhorned beetle), 696 nucleotides long. RefSeq names its product putative nuclease HARBI1. Lineage: Eukaryota; Metazoa; Arthropoda; Insecta; Coleoptera; Cerambycidae. The transcript has a single exon. The record is from RefSeq and is a predicted model, not a curated record. The coding region runs from base 1 to 696 and encodes 231 amino acids.